Molecule: messenger RNA, 8166 nt
Organism: Serinus canaria (Common canary)
Lineage: Eukaryota; Metazoa; Chordata; Aves; Passeriformes; Fringillidae
Exons: 3
Coding region: 753-3140 (795 amino acids)
Source: RefSeq, a predicted model, not a curated record
UAUAAGCUAUGUGUGAUAGUGUUGUAUUGCUUGCAAGUAUUAGUUAACUGAGGAGACAUCUAAGUGUGGGAGGAAGCUCUGUCUUGUGAAUUUUACAUGGCUCUGAAUGCAAACUUACACAUAAGGAUUUUGGUGGGGUUUUUUUUGCUACCUAUCAUUUGGUUUAAGCGUAGGAAGCAGGGUGUCACUGAAAUACUUGGUUUACUAUGUUAGUUAGCUGUCCUUCUUAAGUAUAGUAUAAAGUACAAAUCCUGAAUUAAUUGAGUUCUUAUUGUAAUGUGCAACAACACGUGCAUUAGCAUUAAGAAGUGUUUUCUUCAUGAAGCAUUAAAUGUCUGAUUGUGUGAAUUUUUUUUCCCCCUUUAUGUGUGCGUGUGGCCUCUUGCUCAAGGCUAAUUCACUGCAGGCUUUUUAUUUAAUUGGCUGGGAUACUACUUAAAGAGAUGUAUGCAUCUAAGACUACUGAAGCUCUGGAGCUUUAGAGCAUGCUACAAGGUUGUCUUGAAGGACUGAUAUCGAGAGCUGUGUACAAAAGCUUGCUUAGCAAAGCCCAACUGAAAUAUUUGACCUUGAUAGCAUGUCAGUUUGUUACCUUCUGUUUGGAAGACAGCAGUGUCCUUACAGAAGGAUGUUUUCUUUAGGCAGGGAGAGGAAUGUUUGCUAAAUUCUGACAGAGCAUAAAAAUAAGUAAGUCACACACUUUAUAAAGUGGUCGAUAAUGAUUACUUCUCUCUUUCAAUGCUUAAAGAAAAAUGAAUACUGCCUCAACUUCAGAAAGUGGAUCAUAUUCCACAAACCACCCAGGACCCUUUAUUUAUGCACAGUCAUCAGCUCAACAGCCUUAUCCAAAUCCAUGGUACCUCAGUUAUGCAUACAGUCCAUACUGCGUACCUGCUCCAGGUUUCCGAAGUGGAAAUCCAUAUUUUCCAUUUUAUUCUGUUGCGCUCCAUGAGUACCCUAGAUUUUUUGUCCCACAGCAGCCAGUGCAUGCAAGAACUAACAGAAGGCCUUAUUUUAAUGCUGCCCCACCUUCCCCUAUGUUUUAUCAUGCAACAAGAUUUAGACAUUAUAAUAGCCCUGGGAAGAAAACGGAGACAAAAGAAACACAGACCGAUCCUAGACAGCCUGAAAGCAAGCAAAAAAGGCAUCAAGAUAUCCGUGCAGAAACGAAAGGUUGUGAUGCAGGAAAUACAGCCUGUGUUUCUCCUGGUAUAGGUACAGAGACUGAAAGCACUUCAGAGAAACAAAAUUCAUUUGGCUCUUCUAUUGUGGUAGACAGAGAGUUUCGUAAUAAGAACCCUGCCAGCUCUACACAGUAUAGAAAUCUUCCUUCUGGAAGCUAUGCCUUUGAGAAGGAAGAAGUGAGGAUAGAAUAUGGAAAUGGCUCUCCAGCUAUUCAGCUGUGGAAGUCCUUUAAAGAAACAAUCCCACUGUAUGAUGUGGCAAGUGGUAAACCAGUUCCAGAGAACAUAGUGCCACAUGACUUAUUUUCUGUUAGCUCAUGUGAAGGCAUGAUAUAUGGCCCUCAUGAAGGGGAGAAUAUGCUGCCAGGGGUUUCCUUAGAUGAGAGAAAAGCUGUUGUCACCUCCAAACAGGGUGCUGAAGCUGUGCAAGAGAAAGAUGUCCAAAAUAAUGAAGUGAAGCUGGAUGCAGAAAAGACGGCAAAAUCCCGCCCAGGUGAAACCAUGGCAGUGCAAAUCACAGAGUUGGCAAGAUCUGUUGGUGUAGAUCAACCAGUGGUAAUAGCUAAGAAAUCUAGCACUAAAAGGUCUGCAGGAUCAAAAACUUCUCAAGAAGAGCCUGGCUUUAUUCAACAAGCAGGACUACUUCCAUCUAAUAUGGAGGUAAUGAGUGACUUUCAGCAGAAAAAGCUGAAUUUAAGCCACAGUGCAACCAGUGAAAGUCAGACAGAAAAAAGUAUUUGGUGUGACAAAUCGAUUGAGAAGUUUGCUCCCUCUAGCAGCUGGCUGGCUUGUUUGGACAGUAUGGACACAAACUACAAUGCCUGUUUGCCACAAAGGAAGCGUCGAAGUGUAAUCAGUCUAUCUUCUGAUGACAUGUCCUCUGGAGAGGAAGGCUCAUCAACUGAUAAUGCCCCAGUGUCUUAUUUUGUGCCUGACUAUGUGCUUCAGAAAAGCAUGUAUACUCUUCAGAAAAGUACAGAGGGCUUAGAGCAAAUUAAAAGCGGUGGAUCCCCUAAUGUAGAUGAAGUGGUAGAAAAGGAGCAGGUGAACAGCCUGAAUGACCAAGAUGUCAACUCUUCAAACACAAAGAUCAAAGAGACUUCAGGUAAAGGUAGAAAACUGGGAGCCCUUUCUAGGUCCUCUAGUAGGAAAGAAGUCGAUUCUCCCAACAAAAAAGCAACUAAGAGUUUGUCAGAAGUUGAGGACUCUGAAGAAUAUUCUGUGAAGGGAGAAGAGGAAGAUGAAGAUGGAGAGGAUGAGUAUGAGGAGGAUGAGGAUGAGGAUGAUGACAUGGAUGAAAUUGAGUAUUUCUUUCAAGAAGCCCCUCCAUGUGGCAUCUUGAGGCCAAGUAAAGGAAAUUUCUACCAAGUCGGACAGAGAGUGCUUUGGAAACCAUCUACAAAUGCUGUACCAGCACAGUUAAUUAGCUGGCCUGCUCAAGAGAAAAUAAAAACUAGGAGUGGGCUUGUUGAAAACAUUGGUGUAGUUUACAAGCCAAAGAAGAGAGGACAAGAUGAAGUUGUAUACAGUGACUAUGGGUAUUAUGGAAGAAAGAGGCCUAUGACAAGAAGAGAAGGACUUGAACACCAGCGAAUGCUGCGGAAAUUCUUGAGAGGUGAGCUAAUUGCUAAGGACAAAACAGUGAUUAAAUGCUGUAGAUGUAUAAGAUUUGCUUGGCAAGUGUAUUGUCAGUUUUAUCUGCUACUUAAAAGAGGUACAAAAAAGGGAGGGAGGAACACCACAGACCAGCUGAUGAAAGUCAUGGUUAAAUUCGCCUUGAGACUAUACAUUGAAGAAAUAACACCAUUUGUAUCUUGUUAUUCAGUGUGCCCACCUUUGGUUAAAGCAAAGAAGAAAAGAAUGGGCAAGCCACCUUCAAAACACAGAGACACGAGACAUGAGGUGGAAGAAGUAGAAAUGUGGGAGCUGCCUAAACACUGUGUGCACAAAGGUUAGUAUACAGUGACAAGCUACAAAAAUGACUGUUACAAGCAUUUCUUUCUAUCUUGGGGACUGAUCUUUCUUGGUUUGAACUGCAGGGAUGUUGGAUAGUUUGUGAAAUAUGCAGAAUAGGUGGGGGGGAAGCUAAAUUUUGAGCACUUAAUCACCUUGCUAUGAAUGCAGCGUAGCUUUGACCAGGUUAGGUUCCUUCUUUGUUUAAUGUAAGGAUGGGGGAGGAAACCCACACCAAAACCUGCUGUUUUAGUCUAGUUUCUCUUCAAACUGCUGUACUGUCUCUUUAAAGUGCUGGGCCCUGUGUCACAUUGCAGUACAUGCUUUUAUUUAAGUUGCUCAUCUGCCUCAGCCCAAAUGAUUUGCAAUUUGAUACAACACAAAUGCAUAUAGAUAAUCCAUAAAGUUGGAGAUAAUACAUACAAUCUCCAUAAAGUUGGAGAUUUUAAGAAUUAGGAACUUCUGGCUAUUUUGGAGGAAGACAGGGAAAAACAGAGGAGGGAAAAAUCAAAAUGAACUUGAGUCAGCAGUAAAUAUGCUUUUGUGCAUUUGUGAGAGUCUGAAAAGGUUAUAAAUUGAAAAGGGUCAGUAGAUACAAGAAGCUAUCUGAAAGAUCAGUUUUCUUUCUUGAAAAGAAUAAGCUAGCAUAGAAAAAUGAACUGAAAUAUUCCACCAGGAAAUACAUGAGUAAAAGAUAGUCUCUCUCUUUCACAUAAUAAACAAAGGAUUAGACUUUCAUCUUGGAAACGUAAGGAAGCUUGGAAACAAACUUAGACAGAAGUAUCUUACUAGUGAAAAUCUGCAUCAGCCCUGAAGACAGAUUGUUUGAGCAUUGGUUUUAAACCUUUAAUUGCUGACCAGCUUUUAGUAAAAACAUCCAGGGAACUUGCGUAAUCCCAAAACAUUCCUUGUAUUUUCCCCAGAGAUAACUGAUGUUUCUUGGAUACAUUCAACAAUGUAGUUAUAAGAGCACACUGAGAAUGUGAUAUGAGCUUCAUAUGGAACUCUUAUCUGUUAUGCUGGGAUGUUCUGAAGUCCAAAACCACUCAUGCACAUUUUAUACUAGCUGGGAAGUAGAGUACAUAAUUCUAAUAUCAACCAUCAGUACCUGCAAUAGGAAAAGACAAUCACUAAUAUUUAGUCUUUUUUUAGAAGCAAACUGACAUAAUUUUGAGGUGGAAUAUAUACAUACCUUAACUUUUUUCUUUUUUUUUUUUUUUUCUUUUUUACCUUUAGGGCAUGGAACAAGGAAGUCUCUCUCUAAGAAAAGAUAAUUGCAAAUAUUGGGGCAGAAGUGGGGGAGGGGAGGAAUACCAAAGUUUUUUUGUAUAAAUCCAAGAUUUGAUUGUUAUUCUCUUGUAUAUUUUGUAAGUUGCUGUUCACUCUAAAAGGGCAAGAAGUGACACUGUGAAGACUGAGUACACACUUAAAAUGGAAUGAAGUAUUUAACACCAAAGUCACCUUUUAAAACUAGCACAUCCACUAUUUAAAUAAUAAAUUUCAUAGAAUUGCACUUUGAGACUUCUUGUGUUCUCUCUUUACACAGUAGCAAAAAAACUUGAGAUGGCCAUGUAUGUGCACAACUGCUAUUACAGCAUGACAGUUAUUGCUGCCCUGUCCUUAAACUCUGCAGGUCUGUGAAGACUGUCCACAUUAUCUAAUAGUCAUAUGAUCCGGACAUAAGUACAAGAUCCUUUUCUAUCAGCUGGAUUUGUUUUUGUCAAAAUGUAAAGGAGUUUAGUUAAAGCUGUAUGAAGUCAAGUGCUGUUUUAAACUUUCAAGGCAGUUCCUCAGAUCUUACUCUCAUGACUGAGGACUAAAACUAAAGUAUGGAGUUGAUGUGAUGCUUCCCUCUCCUUCCUGUUUUCUCUUGAGAUUUUUGAGUCCUUUAUGGAGACCCUGAGCUGGAGAUAUGAAUCUGAAAGGUAAAACAGAAGUUUUUAGUGGUGCGCCCUGUUUUCUGACUUCUUACUGAUGACUUCUAUGACUUACAGCUGAUACUGUCCCUGGAAGUCUCUUUACAGAAUUAAGACAAUAAAAUUAGGUCUGUGCUGAGCUGUCUUAGGAAUAAUGGUAACAGACUGAUCUAGAUGAGGUGGAUAGCUCAAAAAUAUGUAAUUUUUUCCCAUGUCUAUGAAGGCUAUUAUUACUGUGUGAGAAGAAUAAAUAUGAUAUUGCCAGUCUUGAAUGAUUUGCAAAUAAAGUGAUAAAGUGAAGAAAAUGGGGAAACAACAACAACAAAAAAACCCAACAAAACAAACAUCUGUUUUUCCUUAAAAAAGGGCGGGGUGAAUGGACAGACAGAACUUGUCUUUUGCUUCCUCUCCCAUGUUCUUAUUGUGUCUGUGCCCCAGAGUAAGCUAGAUGGAUAAAAGCAGCAUUUCCUGGGACUGUUCAGGUUUUGUGCCUACUAUUACUACUUUGACCUGUAACUGAAAUUAUGCUGUUUUCCCUCUUAGUGAGGAGUACUGAUGUUUCCCUACCCAACUGAUCCUAUCUCUCCACCUGAUUAAUUGUUAAAGCUCUGCUAUAACUACAGCCUUUACCACAUGUUGGUAGAGGGACAAAGUCAUUGUGAUGACAGGUUUUCAAUUCCUUUUUACUUCAAGCAAUGAAAGAAAAUAAAUGCCUGAAAAAUUCUUAUUUUGCUUCUGUGCUGCACAAAAUCUCUGCACCAGAACUUCAGAGAAUAAAAGGAGGAAUUCAAGCAUAGAGCUUUUUAACACCCAUUUCUGCUGAUAGCCUUAGCUGUAUCUUUUGUUGCUUUUCUUAUAAAGGAAUAUUCAUGACCUCACAAUCAGAUGGCAUUCUUACUUUUGGGAAUGCCAUCUUACACUUGACAGGUACUCCAAAUGAUAGUCUUGGUCAUCCUUUUACAGGUCUUGCACUACUUAGUGUGAUUUCUACUCAGAUGCAAGAAGUACUUUAGGGCCUGGUGAUACUCCUGAGAGGACUUGAGGGAGUAGCAGCUCUUUGUCUGAAAAGCUAUUUUAUUCCUGUCUGAAAUGCUAUUUUAAACUGGUUAUAGCUUGUGCUAUACCUGUGCUAUGCCCAAUACUUAAAGCAGUAUGCAUGAAUGCUCCAGUAUUCAAGAAGUAAUUCUUUGAUAAGAUUAUAUGCACUGCAUAUAAUCCUGUGACCUUAAAAUUAAAUCUUCUCCUUGGCUUUUUUUCCAUUCAGCAGCAUGGACAAUUUGUGGAUUGUAUCUUAACUGGCUCACAGCUGAAACUAAUGUUCCAGUGAGUCAAAAGGCCAUGCUUCACGAAGGCAGUGAAGUACAAACUGUGUGCAAAAGGCUGGGAGCUUGAGCCUAGGUUCUUGUUUAUUCAGCCAGGUAACGAGGUCUCAGUGCUAUUUAGUUUUGCAGAUGCACAUACGUGUCAGCUUUUGUUCCCGCUGCAGCCAGACUGACUGCCCAGUGACUCACUGCAGAGCUGGCAGUGCUGUGAAUCUGUAACUGUCGCAGUACUGCAUUGCCUUGGAAGUUUUCACAUGCUUCCUGCAGCAUCUCCUGAAAGGCAGCUGAAGAAUCUAUUUGCUGCUUGGCACACCAGCAACAAACCUUGGAGGCCUCUGGGAUUGCCAUACUGAGAGCAUUGUUUGGACAGACUUACUGUCUGUGGUUCAGGAUUUCUAAAUCAUUAUUUGUAGCUAACUGAAACCUCUGUUGCGAAGUGGGUGUGGUGUAAUGACUGACGUGGAGCUCUGGGUUCUGUUGGCUUGCAGUUUGGUAGCACCUGGAUGGCAUAAAUUUUUUUUCCCCUUUUACAAUGUCUAGUGUUCUGCCUUAUACUGGAAAAUAUUAACCACAGGUCUUUCUAAUAAAAUCAAACAAAAGCAGAACUGAGCCAAUGGCAAAAAAAAAAAAAACCAAAAAAAACUGAAAACCAAACCCCAAAAGCCUAUAACACUCAUGGCAUGCUAACUGAAGGCAUACCAAGGAAAAACAAAUUCAUUCUUUUUUGGAGUACUUAGCUUCCCCUGACUUGCUGCCACUGGCUGUCUCACUUGAAAAGACUAUAAACCCCACCUCAUUGAAUGGCCAAAGAAAUAAGGAAAAUAUCAAUAUUUUACCUGAAAUACCUUUCUUACCAAAGUGAUGCAGAGUAUUAAAAUAAAGGACCAGGGAAGCUGUAUUGCUUUUGAGGGUGGUUUUAGCUGCAUUUAACACUUAUUUGGUUUCAUGGGACUAUAUGUUAUUAUCACUUGAGCUUCAACAGAACAUUCAAAUGGAAAUACGUGUCUAUAAAGAAGACCAGAAGAAAAUGUUUUUCAAACAAAAACAUUAAAUGGUUAUGAUUCAAAAAAUAAGGCUAGUCUGUUUUUCAAGACUAUAACUUUCUAUCCUGCUUUCUGGGUUUACUUCAACAUCGAACUGCUUUUCAUUAAUCUAAAGGGGUGUUGGUAUUUAUCUCUAGUCUACAUAUUUUUAAAAGACUUAUCUUAAAUGACAGCUUUGGCACUGCUUAAAAUGCCAGACGAUGACGUGAAUCAUGCUUCUCAGCACUCUAGCCCUGGCUGUUAAAAGAGCUCCUGUAAAUCUUAGACUAUUGGAACUAUUAAAUUUUGAAAUGCUACUUUUAUGAGUUGCAGUAAAGACCUACAUGCGAUAUGACAGGGGCUUAUAAAACUGGAAAUGAUACAGGGAGAACAAACACGAAUCAGUUACUCACAUACCCUCUAGUGUAAGAUUAAAGGUGUGUGAAAUUAAACUAGUACGAAGCAGUGCAAAAGCCAAUUGCUACAGAUUAAUAAAUAAUGAUGAUGAAUUCAUUGCUAAGGAAAAUGGCAAAGUUUAUAAGCAGUGAGUGGAUAUAAAAGAAAAUAUCCAAGGCCACUAAACGCUAAAAUCUAACCCAUGAUUCUAAGUACCUGCACCAUAGGUACUCUCAGAAGAGGUAGAGGGUGAGAGAGUAUUUCAGUGAAGUAACAGAAAUAAUAGCAGAGUUUGCACUGCUCUGCUGUGGAGGUGUGUUCUAUAAACCCUGACUGCAAAGAUACUGAUAUAACAGACCUUUAGUCAGGCAUA